AUGGCUCCCGUUGCUGCUGCUACUAGAUACGACCCCUCGCAGUUCAACCCUGAACAUAAUGCCACAACGGAAUCUGGGUCUUAUACCAUCAGCAAGGACAAUAGGGCUAUUGCCAAAUUCCCUGAUUUUGUUCCAACCUGGAACCCCAACCAGAAGUUCCCACCUUUGAAGUUCUUCAAACAUACCGACAAAGGAACAUUGGCUGAUCCAGAAUUAAGGAACUUGUUCCCAGCCAAUGGUACCCAUAAAGUCAAGAAGGUUACUCCCAAGCUUGGCUCCGAAGUCCAUGGAAUUCAGUUGUCUCAACUUGAUGAUAAGGGCAAAAACGACUUGGCUCUCUUUUUAGCCCAGAGAGGUGUUGCUAUUUUCAGAGACCAAGACUUCAGCAGUUAUGGUCCUGAAUUUGCUGUAGAAUACGGCAAGUACUUUGGUCCAUUGCAUGUUCAUCCUACCUCGGGGUCUCCAGAAGGGUUUCCUCAGUUGCAUAUUACGUUCAGAGGCGCCUCUCAGAAUGAAUUGGACAGUGCCUUCGAGACUAGAACGAACAACAUUGGCUGGCAUUCUGACGUUUCAUACGAGCUCAACCCUCCUCAAAUAACAUUUUUCAGCGUUCUUGAGGGACCUGAAUCUGGGGGUGAUACCAUUUUCGCCGACACUCAAGAAGCGUAUAAGAGAUUGAGCCCAACCAUGCAAAAGAUGUUGGAAGGUUUACACGUUUUGCAUACUUCUGAAGAUCAAGCCCAUAUCAACCAGGCUGCAGGUGGAAUCUGUAGAAGAGCUCCUGUUUCUAACAUACACCCUCUUGUAAGACAACACCCGGUGACAAAAGAAAAAUUCUUGUUUUUGAAUAGGGAGUUCGGUAGAAGAAUUGUAGAGUUGAAAGAGGAAGAAUCAGAGAAUUUGCUUGAAUUCUUGUUCAACCAUGUUGAGCUGGCUCACGACUUGCAACUCAGAGCCAACUGGGAACCUAACACGGUGGUUUUAUGGGACAACAGAAGAACUGUCCACUCAGCCAUUAUCGAUUGGGAUACUCCAGUGUUAAGACACGCAUUUAGAAUCAGUCCCCAAGGAGAAAGGCCCGUGGAAGACUUGAAGGAUUUGAAUAAUGAGAGUUAUUUAAAAGAAAAGUACUCCGUUAUUAAGAGAGGUUAA
Messenger RNA from Scheffersomyces stipitis CBS 6054, 1152 nucleotides. RefSeq lists its product as uncharacterized. The record is from RefSeq and is a predicted model, not a curated record. Gene Ontology annotation, molecular function: sulfonate dioxygenase activity. Gene Ontology annotation, cellular component: cytoplasm. NCBI's taxonomy places the organism in Eukaryota, Fungi, Ascomycota, Pichiomycetes, Serinales, Debaryomycetaceae. Gene Ontology annotation, biological process: sulfur compound catabolic process. Bases 1 to 1152 code for a protein of 383 amino acids. The transcript has a single exon.